This is a messenger RNA of Strongyloides ratti, 765 nucleotides long. RefSeq names its product Metaxin-2. The coding region runs from base 1 to 765 and encodes 254 amino acids. NCBI's taxonomy places the organism in Eukaryota, Metazoa, Nematoda, Chromadorea, Rhabditida, Strongyloididae. The record is from RefSeq and is a predicted model, not a curated record. Gene Ontology annotation, cellular component: SAM complex. The transcript has a single exon. Gene Ontology annotation, biological process: mitochondrion organization.
AUGGCAGAAGAAUGUUCACCAGGAAAAAGUGAUACACAAUGGAUAGAUGCAAAAAUUUAUGGUCCAUAUUCAAGUACACAAGGAUUAUUAUAUGAAAAUGCAGAGGUUUCUGCAACAAAAACAUUAUUACGAAUGGGAAAUUUACCAUUUCAUUAUGAAGAGAGACCUAAUGUGGAGUUUAUGUCAAAUAAUGAAAGAAUUCCUAUAUUAAGAUUAAAUAAUGAUAAUAAAAUAAUUUGUGGUUUUAAUGCUGUUUAUAAUUUAAUGGCAUCACGUGGAUUAAGUUUGUGUGAUAAUAUAGCUGAUAAUCAAAUGGUUGAUUUAGAAGCUUAUAUUGCGGUUAUUGAAGAAACACUUAGACAUGUAGAAAUAUGGAUGUGUUGGAUGGAUGAUAAUAUUUAUCAUCGAACUACAGCAAAAAGAUAUGGUUCUGUUUAUCGUUGGCCAUUAAAUAAUAUAUUGCCUUAUUUACAAAGAAAAAAAAUGAAACAAUAUCUUUCUAGUAUAGGUUGGGGUGACAAAACUGUAGAUGAAAUUAUUCAUAUUGCGGAAAAUUGUUUUCAUUCAUUAUCAUCAAAAUUAGGAAAUAAUACAUUUUUCUUUGGUGAUUCUCCAACACAUUUGGAUGCUCUUGUAUUUGGUCAUCUUUUCUCAAUAACAACAACUCUUCUUCCCAAUAAUAAAUUAGCAUGUUUGAUAGGAAAAUUUAAAAAUUUGGAAAGAUUUUCUACAAAUAUACAUGAUAAUUACCACAAAAAUAAAUAG